CAAUCGGGCUUGGGCUGCUCGUCUUUUCAUAGUUGCGUACACGCCGAUGAAAUUAUGAAAGCCAUCAUGCGCGUGACUAUGCACACUCGCGUCCAACGUCAACCGACCGGGACUCGCCCGCGCGGCGUUCCAGCGCUGCAGCACCCGCCACGGAACCCAUUGCGCCGUCAUAUAGCCGCUAAUGUGCAAUCAGCAGCGGCGACAAGCUCGGGCAGCGCGCGCAACACCCUGCAAGUCAGCGCGCCCAACGACGACACAGGGGGCAGGUUGGCGGUGGACGUGCAGGCUCCAGCGGGCGCACGCGUGUUCACUGUGUCGCUGAAGAAGCCCCUUGGCCUGGUGCUCACAGAGCGCGGCGGCCGCAUCGAGGUGGAGUCCGUGGCGGCGGGCGGCCACGCGGCGGCGGCGGGCGUGGCGCCAGGCGAUGAGCUACUCGCCACCACCGCACGCGCGCAGGGCGGUGGGGCCUCGGUGCGCGGACAGCUGGUGCUGUUGCCGGCGGGCGGCCAGCAGUUCAACACAGUGGCGGCGGCCAUUCGCAGCAACACCUGCUCACAGUGCCUCAUCCACCUGGUGUUGGCCCGCCCUGAGGCCGCAUGAGGGCCGAGCUCCUGGCGGAGCGGCGGGAGCGGGUGCCGCUCGCGCUGGGCCCUGGCGCCUGCGGGGCGGUGCGGCGGCGGCAGGAACAGGCACCGCGGACAAGUCAUCGGCUUGCGGCCUGAGGCUUGCCGGUGCGGAAGGGAGUGGGCGGAAGAGAUAUUGUAUGUUGUACUUGCCGGAUGAAGGACUGUGAUGAACGCUGAGCGGACUAUGCGACUGUGCAAAGCAUGCAGCGUGCUGCCAGGGACAAACGCGGUCGCGCCGUCCUGUGAUACUGCGGUACUUGCAUAACAUAACGUGCCAAAUGUAUGGUGCACGUCGUGCACGUUACUUUAGUAAAGGCUAGAGCCUGCAUUGUGGUUGUACUCCGCACUCCUGACAGGCACACACGGUACGUCAGUGUUGGUCGCAGGGUUGGUUGGUUGUUGGCCGUGUACGCCAUCAAACCAGGCCACAGGGCACGGGCGCGGGGCACGACUCGGCGGCCAGGCAGUCCUGCGGCGUCAGGGGUUCUGGUGGCGGACCGUGCAGUGCGCUCGCUUGCUUUCUCGGUUUCGCACUGUUAAGCACCGUCGAUAAAAAGUGCUUUAGGUAGCCUGAGGAUGCCCGCCCUGGACUGUUUCUGACGAUUGACGAUUGACGGUUGACGGCGUGCUGGGGCUUUGUGCGAGGCCCCGAGGCAACUGGGUCAGGCAGAGCCUCGGUUGUGCAAGAGCUGUGUGUGGGCAAACCCUGCCGUGCCAGUUGAUGUAUUGCCAUGUCGUGUCAGCGGCUAAAAUUCUCCUGGAGCCAGGGAAGAAAUCUUGUCCUGGAGCGCGAAUACGCAGUGCAUAAGAGCACACCAUGUAGAAGGGUGUCCUUGCACAUGUCUGACGUGUCAGAGCGGGACCGCGGAGCGCCUAGGCCUGACAGGCUGACAGGGCCGAGUGUGGGAU
Molecule: messenger RNA, 1535 nt
Organism: Chlamydomonas reinhardtii
Lineage: Eukaryota; Viridiplantae; Chlorophyta; Chlorophyceae; Chlamydomonadales; Chlamydomonadaceae
Exons: 4
Coding region: 67-600 (177 amino acids)
Molecular function (GO): protein binding
Source: RefSeq, a predicted model, not a curated record